Messenger RNA from Melanotaenia boesemani (Boeseman's rainbowfish), 6940 nucleotides. RefSeq names its product centrosomal protein 170Ba (gene cep170ba). Gene Ontology annotation, molecular function: protein binding. The coding region runs from base 226 to 5133 and encodes 1635 amino acids. The record is from RefSeq and is a predicted model, not a curated record. The transcript is spliced from 19 exons. Lineage: Eukaryota; Metazoa; Chordata; Actinopteri; Atheriniformes; Melanotaeniidae.
GAGAGAAAAGGCGUUAGGGAAGAGUUUCGUACGGUUGUCAUUCCCAACGGAAGAAGAGGGUGUGUUAGAAGUUUACCUGUCCGUUGUUACCUGGCGCAUUUGGUAGAACUUUAUGUCGGCACUUGAAUUUAAUCUACGGUAGGGCGUUGAACACUGGCUUCAAUCAGGCGUAAAACAGAGAAGGCAUUAAAGGAUGCUAAGAAAAUCCUGACACGUGGCCCCAACAUGAGCGUGACAUCAUGGUUUCUGGUCAGCAGCUCGGGCACACGCCACAGGUUGCCCCGGGAGAUGAUCUUUGUUGGCCGGGAUGAUUGCGAGCUAAUGCUGCAGUCUCGCAGUGUAGACAAACAGCAUGCUGUGAUCAACUAUGACCAAAACACAGACGAGCACAUGGUGAAAGAUCUGGGCAGCUUGAACGGGACAUUUGUGAAUGACCUCAGGAUCCCAGACCAGACCUACAUCACCCUCAAGCUGUCGGACGUCAUUCGUUUUGGUUAUGAUGCUCAUGUGUACAUCCUCGAGAAGAGUCAGCACAAGGUCCCAGAGGAAGCUCUAAAACACGAGAAGUACACCAGCCAGUUGCAGCUCGGUAUAAAAUCUCUGGAAUCCAAGAUCAAGGAAAAGCAACUGCUUCACAGCUCAGAGAAGAGCAAAGACUCUAUCUCCAAUGUCAAACUGCAGGACAGGACUGAGCGAAAGGCCCUGUCCCUCACAGCUACCACAGAUUCUCCAAUAUCCAAGCCUACACCUCUGUAUGGCCAACCAUCCUGGUGGGGGGAGGAUGAAGACCCAGCCAAUAAAAGGCUGAACAGAGAAGGAAAAAUGCCAGAACAGGAGUCUCCAGAACCUGAUAAAGACAUUCCCAGAUAUGCAGUCAAUGGUUCAUUGUCAGACAGUCAGGCCAAGACCACGUUCUCUUACCGCCGAGAGCCAAGCUACUUUGAAAUCCCAACCAAGGAAUUCCAGCGACCCACCAAAAAGCCAGAGUCACAGGUUCAAGAGGUUCCAACAAAGGACACUUCAGAUCCCACUCAGUGUGUCCCCUCAAGCCCAACACCCCCUGUGGUCCAAAGCCAUGCCUCCUUCACCAUCGAAUUUGAUAACUGCUCCCCAGGGAAAAUGAAGAUAAAAGACCAUGUGACCAAGUUUGCGCUCCGCCAACAGCGAAAGCCAUCCACGGAGGUAGCUACCACACCUACAGAGGUGAUUUCAGCAGAAAGUAAAGUAGCUGACUGGCUGGUCCAGAGCAAUGCUAGCAUGAUGAUGAGGUCACAAUGUGAAGAUGUGCACAGCACAAACGGUGACCCAUCAGUUCUGAAGAUCACUAAAGCAAACCACGGAGAGGAUGAUUCUCACAAUAAUUCAGGGCAUCCCGCAAUAAAUGGAAAUGAUUUCCUCCACUCGGACUCUCGGAUUGUUCCCCAGGUUUCUCCACAAACCCGAAGAGCUUCCCCACCACAACGCUUUAACUCCCCAGACUCUGAGGGACCUGUGUCCUACUCUCCAUCAGAGUCCCAGUCUAUUUCCAGUCAAACAAAGGCUGAGCCUCACCAAGCUUUUGUCAUUGAAUUCUUUGAGGAUAACUCAAGAAAGAAGCGCUCCCAAUCUUUCACUAAUACCACUGCCCCACCUGAGCCCUCAGGUCUCCACCUCCAGCAGGAUAAGGGAAGAAAAAGCUUGAGCCCUACAGGGGAGAGACAAGUCCCACCUUCAUCCUCCACCAUUCCUCCAACCCAACGUUACACUAUCCCACUGAAGGAACCUGCUUCUUCAGGGUUUCAAAGAGCUGGUUCUUUAAGAAAGGAAAAGACUGAAGACCGAACUAGCACUAGCUUUUCGGCUCGCUCUACAUCAUCUGUGUCUGUAAGACCCUUUAGCAGCGUAGGCCGUAGAUCCAAACUUACACAGGAAUUUACUGCUGAACUACUUAAACAGCAGAAGCAGAGCUCUUCUUCCAGCUGGAACAAAAGUACUUCUGAUACCCCUAAAGCAGCUCAAAGAGGAACAGUGUUAGUUUCAAAAUCUGUUCAGAACUCCACAAGCCCUCCUUCAUCUGAUCGCCCUCUUCAGCCUCGGGCUUCCUCUCCUAUCCGCCAGCCUGUUCCACUCAAGGUUCCCAUCAUGGCUGUGGCAUCCCAGAGUGAGGAAGUUAAGAGCCCCAGAAAUGAAGAAGAUGACAGUCUGAGUGAUGCUGGAACCUACACCAUUGAAACAGAUGUUCAAGAUAAAGAGAUAGAAGAGGCACGUAACAAGAUUGAUCAGGUGUUUGGAGUUGUUGACAACCCAGAGCGAAGGAAGCACAGUGAAGCAGAAUCAUCAUCAGCAUUUAGACCUGUUGUUGUUCAGGGCAGGGAGGAGCAUAGGCAGAGUAGCUGUGGGGAGGUGAGGCCAGCUCCAGAGCAGGGAUAUAGGCUGGUAAAGGGUCAGCCAGCAGGUGCAGUGUUACAGGGGGCUCCUAAGUGGAUGUCUUGCUGGGCCAGCUUGGCAGACAGCUACACAGAGUCUGGCCCUUCGUCUGGCCUCUUUGACAUCCCAUCCCAGAUGGAACUGUCAGGAGGGGCACGAGGUAACAUCAUCCAUAAGGCCACAAUCAGCCGACACCAUGAUGGCUCAGAUGCUGACGCUAGACGCAUCUUGCCACAGGUACCGCAGGGGGACCGAAGUGACAUUCCAACUCCCAGUAUUCAUGUUCAUUAUAACCCUAACUCAACAUUCGAUGUAGAAAACAGUAGCUCGGCAGCCCCCAGGAAUCAAGAUGGUAUUCACAGGUUAACAGUGCAGGAUGAUGUAGAGCCUGACAGCCUAAGUGAUGCCAGCAAGUCAGAUGAUGGAUCCAUCAUAGAGCAGAGGAAACCACUGUCAGAUACAGAGGAGAAAAAAAGACAGGACAAGCCCAGCCUCCCUGUCAAAUCUACAUCUUUUUACAUUGGAUCAGAGGAGGAGUCCAAGCCACAACGUGAAGGCUUAAAACCCAGCACUCCCAAGGCUGAAAGGAAACAUGUUAACAGAACUUUCUCAACAGCCACUCUUACCAAACAAAAAGGCAGUGAGGACUCCGGCAAAGUCAAACCAGCUGCAUCAGCCCCUGUACUGGGCCACAGCACCAGUCCAGAAAGGAAAGAAGCCCCAGUGCCACUGUUAAUCAGACAAGAGAGCUUCACGAAGGAGAAGCCUAGCAAUGCUGGACUCCCUAACAUCUCUAGUCAGCCAUUUCAAAGAGAACCAGACUGUGGAUUAUUCCAGGGGACCAGCAGUCAGGACACUCAUUCUUACCUCAAACAGACAGAGGAUGUUCUGGCUGUUCUUGAGGCCAAAUUCCAAGCAGAACAAUCAGGGGCCACACCUUCUCCCAUUAUGGACUCUCUUUCUGGGGACUCUGAUGUGGAUACUUCCAGCACGGUAAGCCAACAUAGCAAUAAGACCAAGCCAAAUUCACCAGUUAGAAACCAAUCUGCUGGUAGCCUCCAAAGAGAGAGGUCUUCAGCCAGUACAGCAAGUCAGGACUCGAAUCCCCAUUCUGCUUCAUCUGAAAAGCACCAUUCUUAUGGAUCAAAAAACACCACUAAAACUGAACAUGUCAGAAGGCCAGUAGGAUUGAGGCGCAGUGUGGGAAAGCGUGGCUCCACAGACCUAAGUGAUGACCCUCAAAGCUUACCGUACUCUGAUCAAGAGUACAACAACCAAACACGGAAAAAGUACAACGUGCCCCUUCAGAAGGAGGAUGGCAAAACCUCCAGAGCAUCUCAAGCCUUGAACCGUGCCAACAGUUUAACAACCCCAAGACCCACCAGGGCCUCCAUGCUCCGCCGCGCUCGACUGGGAGAGGCUUCAGACAAUGAGGGGACAGAGAUAGACAAGAUGCCAGGCAAUGCCGUUGUUAAGCAGCCCCAGGAAACAAAGAAACUCUCCAGACUGGAUAUGCUAGCUAUGCCUCGUAAGCGGACUGGUUCUUUCAACACACCCAGUGACAACGAGGCCUCUUCCACCCCACAGUGGACAGGCAGAAGCACAGGAUUCUCCAACCGUAGCACAGAGUCGAGUUCAAGCUCCAUUCAAAGGGUCUCUACUCCAGGGGCAAAGCCUGCGGAGAGGCCACAGAAGGCAGCGCUCAGCAGAACUCCUGUCACUCGUGCACGCUCCAGCAGCGCCAAAUAUGCUAGUAGCACAGCAAGCUCCAGGAGGAGACAGAAAGGCUCUGACUAUACUUCUACCUCAGAUGAGGAGUACGACUCAAACCGGAGCAAUCUUAAACACAAACGCUCCCAACAUUUCCCAGCUUCUCAUAGUCAGCCUCGGGCCCAGCCAGUGGUUGCUCGACAUCCAAAAUCCUGCAGCAGAGGUUCUGAAGAGGAGAACCAGGAGGGACACAACUUCCAAAACUGGUCCGCCCACAGUGCUGAGAUUGCACGGCUGAGUCAAGACCUUGCCAAAGACUUGGCUAUCUUAGCCAGAGAGAUCCAUGAUGUAGCAGGUGACGGUGAGCCUCAAAUGCCCGGAGUGGAUCAUAAUGCACCUGUUGCCUCAGCAACUGCUCAUGGACAGCUGGUUUCACAUACCCCAGAGACUGGAUCAAACCACAGAGUCCAAAAAGGUUGUACACCAAGAAGAGAGCCUGACCAGAGCUCUGGUGAUCGUGAACAGAACUCCAGGCAACAAGCUCAAACAAGAGACGAGGUCAUAGGGGAUAGUUUGAUGCUGAGUCCUGUGCAUCAGGUCAUAAUGGCUAUCAGAGAAAACAUGGAGCAACUUGCUGACAAAAUUAAGGUACUAUUUCAAGACCGGAUGGAUAUCUGGGAAGAGAUUGAGGCCAAGAUGAAUUCUGACAGUGAUUUUCCUGUUUUCAAAGCUAAUGACAAGGAAAUCACAUCUAUGUUGAGAGAACUUUGGCAUGUUAAGAGACAAAUUGAGGUCAUUAACACAGUUUUGGAACCCAGUGGUACACAGGAAGCUACCAGCAGCUCAGCUUCUGCUGUCUCCUCCUCGUCUGGAGUUCGGUCUUCCAAACCUCCAUCAUCACGAGACUGGAGAACAGUCCACUCUGUCUCCAAACGUGGUGGCGGCCCGCGGCCCAGCGAGAGUGUCCGGAGAGCAGCUGUCACUCCAGACGAUCUCAGAGAGGGUUACUUAGUUUGAGAUUAGAUACAAACACUCUCGAUUCACCAGGUCUGAACUUUUGCUACAACUCCACAAACCCAGGUGCCAGCAAAUCAUGCACAAGUGAAACCAGGUGGAGGUGGAAGUGAUACUAGAUUCACAGAGUGACAGUGUCCUGCUCCACCAAACAUACUCACUUCUGCAUUGUGAACAGUUCAAACUAAAAACAGUACAGUGGCGUAAAACUCAGUCCAGCCUGCACACAUCUCUCUUAAAGCAGAGUGAAUGGGAGGCAUCAUGUGAGGCUGUGCUUUAAUAAAGCACAGUGACAUUUCAGAAAAUCUCACUCUGAAAGCCUGCAACUUGAUUUUGUGUUAGACUUGACUCUUUAUUUACCGGUGAUGUGACCAACAUAGCUGAUUUUUAUGAGAGCUUGCUGUAAUGAUACGGCUAACUUAGAACCAGCCUGUGCAUAAUUAUCUCUGGGAAAUCUAUAAAUACUUUAAACAUUAGUGUUUAGUGGCAAAUCACAUUUUUGAGGUAUAUUUUUUAUUUAGCAAAGAGCUGCAAUUAUAUCUUGUAGAUGUCUAUGUACUGUGUUUGUAUCCUCAACCCUAUUGUAUUUCUUUGUAUUUUUUUCCCCGUUUUUUGUGUGUGCCAUGUUCCUUUUUGAAGACUAGAUUUGUGGAAGAAUGUAAACUAUUUAUUGGUGGUCUUUUGUGAUUUACACCAGGACUUUGGGAGAGACUUGGUACCCUGUUGUGCCAGAGCAGUUAACAUUAUAUUACAAAGUUGCUACAAGGCAGUAUGGUGUGUAUGCUUGGUAACAUUUCCCUCCUGAGGAGAGGAACGCUACUUUCUCCAGCCAGGGGUUGGAAAUCCCUCAGGAAUGUGUGAUCUGAAUGGGAGGAGGAGUUCAGUCCCAAGUAAAAGCCACUUAGCAACCAAAGUGGUUGUAAAAAAUACUUUUUGGAUGUUUUGAACUAUUCCUACUUUUGAAAAUUGUGUUGUGUGACAAAAACAACAGUGGUAUUAUUAGAUUUUGUGUUAGCCCAGAGGUUUUUGCCAAAGACCUUCAUAAAAAAGUGUUUAUACUGAGUUCAUUACAACCUCCAAAUGAAUGAUACACACACUAUGAGCUAUCAGAGAACUGUGGUUAGUUUAUUUCUUGAAGCUCUGAGCCACAAAUUCACUUUUUUAAAUUCUCACGACAGAAGAAAUGUAAUUUUUGCAUUUAAGUUGACAGAAUUGUGUGAAAGUGUAAAUCUCAAUGACUAAGGAUCUCCACAUGUCCCUCAAAUUACCUCUCACUUUUGUGUUUUGCACUAUUGUAUUCAGCAUUGGCCCUUUAGUCUGAUAUGCUGCAUACCAAAAGCUUUUUUUUCUUCUUUUUUUCCCAAUGAAAAACUGUAAGCAUCUGAUGCCGGGGAAGCUUUUGCAGGGAAAGAUGCAACCAGCAAGUUUUUGUUUUACUAUUUCCAAUACGGAUUGUGCAAACGUUUGUAAAUGGAAAGUACCUACAAGUGCCGUAUGACUGUGGGGAUGAUCCAGAAAGUGUUUACAAACUCAAGUAAAAACUGAAUGUUUCUUAGUCUUUCCAAACUUAUUGCUGCUACGUGUCUAUUGGACAGAUUUACCUGUUGCUUUCUUGCAGCAGUUGGAGAAAGUCAGAGCUGAAAUAUGAGUUGCAUGUCAUUUAUUUGAUAUUCACUUUCUUUUUCCACAUCUUUCCACCCCUGAUGCUUUGGUUGUAAUUUGCAGCAAAUAUUUAUGUUUAUUUGUGUCAUUUCUUAAAUGAUAAUGAUUUUUUUUUUGUUUGUUUUCCCAAAUAAACUUGAUCAGUAUA